Colletotrichum destructivum is the source of this 1761-nucleotide messenger RNA. Its product is annotated as Putative cytochrome P450. Gene Ontology annotation, molecular function: oxidoreductase activity, acting on paired donors, with incorporation or reduction of molecular oxygen; heme binding; iron ion binding. The record is from RefSeq and is a predicted model, not a curated record. The coding region runs from base 1 to 1761 and encodes 586 amino acids. The transcript has 3 exons. Lineage: Eukaryota; Fungi; Ascomycota; Sordariomycetes; Glomerellales; Glomerellaceae.
AUGCUGCAGAUAAUCAACGGCCAAAGCCACAACGGGUUUCUUCUCGCAGCGAUUGUUGGUCCAGUCCUGUAUAUCUUGUACAUCUUGUACUUACGACUGCUUCCAAAACCCAUUCCUGGAAUUCCAUACAACAAGAAUGCCGCGCGAUCUGUUCUGGGGGACAUGCUGUCUCUGGCGAAACAUGCAACGGCGACAGGCGAGCCGAUGGACUGGUUCCGACAACAGGCCAUGAAGCACAGUUCGCCAUUAUGCCAAGUUUUUGUCCGGCCGUUUGCGCCCCCGAUCGUGCUCCUCUCUGACUUUCGUGAAGUCCAGAAUAUGAUGCUCUCACGCAACAAAGAAUUCGACAGAAGCCGAAUUUUCCGGGAUAUUCUAGGCGAUGCAGGGCCACAUCAUCAUAUCAUGAAGAAGACCGGGCCAGAGUGGGCGAACCAACGAAAGCUCCUCAACGACCUGAUGACGCCGCGGUUCAUGCAUACGGUUGCUGCACCUCAUAUCUACGCCGGCGUGGAGAGUUUGAUCAAGCUUUGGGAAAUCAAGAUCGAGCUCGCUGAAGGUCGCCCAUUCGACGCGGAUCUCGACGCAUACUAUCUUGCUCUAGAUGCCGUGGUGGCAUUUAGCUACGGUGCCAGUUAUCCGCACCGCGCGCUUCUCCCACAAAUAGAUUUGUUGCGCUCCUUCCAGCCAAAGGACUCUGCGCGUCUCCAUCAAGGCUCGACUGGACAAACUGCCAUCAGGUUUCCGGAAGCCAAAGUAGAUCGUGCCCUCAAAGAUACUCUAACAAUGGUCAAGACAGCCGAGGUGAUGCAGGCCAGUGUCGUGCCGCGUCUGACAUGGUGGUGGCUCAGCAAGACGCCAAAGAUUCGCAACGCAUGGAAGGCGAGAGACGAAUUCGUCGCUGGACAGAUACAGAAAGCGGUUGAAAGAAUGCACUCUAUGAAUGACGCCGGCGAUGAGUGGUUGGGCAACGCUGUCGACCUGAUCGUCUCACGGGAGCGGCAAUUCGCGAAGAAAGAGGAUCGAGAUCCGCAAUACGUAACACAAGUCAUCAUUGAAGAAGUGUUUGGCUUCACAAUGGCUGGUCACGAGUCAAGCUCUAGUACAAUCCUGUGGGCUCUGAAGUACAUCACGAGUAGCCUAGAAGUGCAAGAGAAACUACGCAUUCAUUUGCGCAGAUCCCACUCGGCAGCGUUUGUUGAGAAGAGAGCACCAACAGUCGAGGAGAUCAUUCGGGCGCGAAUCCCAUACCUUGAUGCCGUCAUGGAUGAAGUUUUGCGACUUGGCUCUCCUAUUCCGUUUCUUGCUCGCGACGCAGAGACAGACGAUGCCGAGAUCCUUGGAGUACAUAUCCCGAAAGGCACCAUUGUUUUUGCUCAUACCCUCGGGCCUUCGAUGACGUCGCCAAAGAUCGACAUUGAAGAUAAGCUGCGUCAUCCUACCUCGGAGGGCUCCAAAACUGGAGAGUGGUCGCCUGAAGACAUGGCAGUUUUCCGGCCAGAGCGAUGGCUCGCGCUCAACGAAACGACGCAUGAGGAAGAGUAUAACCCAAAUGCUGGUCCUUUCCUUUCAUUUGGACUUGGACAGCGCGGUUGUUUUGGCAGGAGGCUGGGUCUCUUUGAGUUUCGCAUUUCCUUGACGCUUUUGCUUUGGCAUUUUCAAUUUCUGCCAGUUCCCGAAGCUCUCUCUGGAUUUGAGGCUCGUGAUGCUCUGACGAGACGGCCCAAGCAUGCUGUAGUGAAAGCACGCAAAUUAUCCUACUAG